AUGUCGACCUCGUGCUCAUCCAGCGAGCCGAAUACGGUUGGCGGUGCUGGCGAGUCGACGACGGAGACGAAUUCGUCGCGAGAACUCAAGAUAUUCAAAAAGGUUCUACGCGAUCCAGUCUUGCGGGCUCCGUUCCAAGAAUUUCUUGAGCAGCAGUUUUGUGCAGAAAACUUGAACUUCUAUCUGGCGGUUGAGCAGUACAAAGAGAUCAAUGAUUUCCAGGAGCGUGUGACUUUUGGAAAGCGAAUAUAUGAUCGAUAUUUUGCUAUGAACAGUACAGAGCCCGUGAAUAUUGAUAACUCAACGAGCAAGAGGAUUCGGGAGACGGUGAAUAGUGGCGCGUUUCCAAAGGACACCUAUGAUGUUGCUCAAUAUCAAAUUCUCCAUCUUCUCAAAUAUGAUUGUUGGCCGCGAUUUCUACGAUCGACGAGCAACAUUCAGCCGACAUUCACGGAUGAGGAGCUGGCGGCAGAUGAGGAUGAGAAGAACGGGCCGAGUCAGCCGGCAUCAACGACUAAUACUAGCGAGUUUGGCGAGUCGUCGUCGCAGCAGGCGCCUCAGUCGCAAGCUGUGAGCGUAUGCGUGACCAAGGAGAAAAGGAAAUCGCUUUUGUGGCAUGGUUUGGAUAGGUUCUCACGGCGACUACGGCGUGGCGAGAGCAGCGCGCCGACGAAUGCGGACGAGGCGGAUGCGAGCGGAUCAGGUUCGUCACUGCAAGCGGCGGCUGGAAGAGGUGUUGUCGGCUCAGCGGGAUCAAAACGACGAUAUAUCUUCGCAGCUUCGAAACAGUACAGCAUGCCAGUGGAGAUGACAUCGCCGGUGAAGAAGAACUCGUUGUCGCCGACACAUUUGCGUCGAAGGCACGUCGAGCCGAAACAGUGUCAGCUGAUGGUUGGCGAUCAGUUCAAUACGGAAACGGUCGUUUUAGAUGACCCGACAAUGUCGGUUCGCCGAUGGACGCAGGAAAUGGCCGAGCAGCAGGGAAUGGAUAAGUACCUGACUGAAGUCGUCGAUGCCGAGACGGGAAGCACAAUUGAUCCGGCUCGUCAGGCAAUCGAUGCACUCCAAUCCCGAGCUCUCCGCUUGGUUCCUGUCGUCUCUUUCGUUGUCGAAUUUCUACCGCCAAACUACUCAUUCAAAAAUCCGUCGUCGACCCCAACUAAAAUGUUAUGUGUUCGCGCCCGUCAUUCAUUAUCUACUGGUGCCGUCUUACGGCCGUUACUGCUCAAAUACGCAAUAGAUAUCAAUAUAGCGAAAAUUGUGUGUAAUGGCUCGCCGGAGCCUAUCAAACGCUCAUGUUCAAUUGGAUUAAUGGGUGGAAAAACGCUAACCGUGAUGACUGAUACUCAAUUUGCCGAACGCAUGAGCUCGGGAAAAAAUUGUCUUUCAACUCGCGACCAAUGCAUCGGUCAACAGUGCAAUUUCCUGUUUGAGUCUAACUUCAAAUUUCAUCAACAUGGCGACAUUGCCUACUGCGAGAUACCGCCUGACAAUGAGCGAAAUCGGCACGCGCACGCGCAACAUCAUGAAGCGCAAUACUCAUCUCAUCAGCAAAAGGAUCACUCGAUCAGUCUAUUCAACAAAUUCGUCAGAAAGGCUUCACACGCUGUCACCAAAAAUGACCAGUCAUCAUCGAACAACACAAAAGCCGAAAAGAAGGCACCGAAACCAUCACCAAUGGUCACCAAAUCAACACAAGAAGUCGAUAAGUCGGUCAACGGUAAUAACGCACCAAGCACAUCGCGACCGUCAGCGCCGGUGGAGCCGGCCAACUUGAUUCCGCACAAUCCGACAACCAGCAACUCUCUGCCAGCAACGCCCGCCGUACGGCAUCCAGCAAUUUUUUCGACAAAAGUCGGAAACGAGACAACACCAUCAUCGCCGACAACAUCGCCGGAGCCGACAGCACCGGAAGGUGCCGCGUCGUCACGUGAAAAUUACACCGAAAGCCUUGAGGAGUCGGCGUCGGCGGUUCGAAUAAGCGCGCCGCCAACACCGCCGCAGUCGAAAGCGCCAAACAUCUCCGCGGAAGCUCCAAGAGAUUCCACGUGGCAGCCAGCCGCCUAUGUCUAG
Molecule: messenger RNA, 2073 nt
Organism: Caenorhabditis bovis
Lineage: Eukaryota; Metazoa; Nematoda; Chromadorea; Rhabditida; Rhabditidae
Source: the annotation of a GenBank genome assembly